This is a messenger RNA of Cuscuta campestris, 1986 nucleotides long. NCBI's taxonomy places the organism in Eukaryota, Viridiplantae, Streptophyta, Magnoliopsida, Solanales, Convolvulaceae. The record is from the annotation of a GenBank genome assembly.
CUAAUUUAAUUGGUGUGGUGGGCCUGAUUUUCUGACAAAAAUACCAAGAUCUGAAAUUAGUUGUACCGGGUAUCUCGUCUAGUCGUUUGAGAUGGCAGAAGACGGGAAGUUCCGAAUUGAGAAGUUCGAUGGUACAGAUUUCAGUUGGUGGAAGAUGCAAAUUGAAGAUUUGCUGGUUCAGAAAGAUUUGGACGUGGUAUUGGGUGACAAGCCAGAAAAGAUGUCAGGUGCAGAUUGGGCAGGGUUGGAUCGGAAAGCUAUGUCCGUGAUCCGUCUCUCGUUGACCGAGAAUGUUGCGUUCAACAUUCUGAAGGAGAAGACAGCGAAAGGAAUUAUGGAAGCGUUGUCUAACAUGUACGAGAAGCCAUCUGCAGCUAACAAAGUUUUUCUGAUCAGAGAGCUGGUGAACACAAAAAUGAAAGAAGACACUUCAAUUACCGAGCAUAUCAACAAGUUGAAUUCGAUCUUAGCCAGACUUUUGUCAGUGGGCAUUAAGUUCGAUGAUGAAGUUCAAGCUUUACUACUGCUAUCGUCUUUACCUGAUAGUUGGUCCGGAACGGUUACAGCGGUUACCGGUUCAGUGGGACCUGAUGGAUUCACCUUUGAUCAGAUUCGAGAUCUCGUUCUUGGUGAGGAUGUCAGAAGAAAGAGUUCAGGGGAGUCAUCUGGUGAAUUGCUUCAUGUUGGUAGAGGCAGAAGAAAUAGCAGAGGUAGUGGGAGCGGGAACAGACGAAGGAGUCAGUCAAAGACUCGCGACAGCUCAGGUGUAACGUGCUGGAAGUGCAAGGAGGUAGGGCAUUUUAGGAAUCAAUGCCCGAAUGACAAGAAAGUGAACAUUGUUGAAGGUUCUGCGAGUGACGAGGAAGUCACUCUGAGUUGCUGUGAGGAAAGCAAUGUGGAUUCCUGGGUCAUGGAUUCUGGCGCUUCAUUUCAUGCUACCCACAGCAGUGAAGCAUUGCAGAAUCUGGUUAUUAGAGACUUUGGAAAGGUACGACUAGCAGACGAUAGAGCUCUUGAGGUGACGGGCAUGGGUGACAUGGUGUUAAAGACCCCAGUCGGUUUCUGGACUUUGAAGGAUGUCAGAGUUGUUCCAGGCUUGAAGAAAAGUUUGAUUUCUGUCAGGCAGUUGGACGAACAGGGACACGAGGAUGUCAGAGUUGUUCCAGGCUUGAAGAAAAGUUUGAUUUCUGUCAGGCAGUUGGACGAACAGGGACACGAGGUGAAGUUCAGGGAUGGGCAGUGGAAGGUCGUGAAGGGAAAUCUUGUCAUGGCCCGUGGAAAGAAGAGAGGUUCGCUGUACAGGGUCGAGUUACCAUCUGAGGGAGUGACCGUCCCAGUUCAGAAAAGAAACAAAGUCCGGUUCACAGAGUCUCGUGGGCAGAAUAAGGUUGUCUGUGCAAGAGAGAAACCUAGAGCCACUAGUCAGACUCAGGAUGAACGAGCGAGGAAAGGUUCAAGGGGGCUAGUCAGAGGUAUUUGUGGCAGUGGGAGCUCAAGAGGCGCUUCAGCCAAGUUGCCUAGAAGACAGUGGGUCAGGAGAACCAGUAUUCCAGCUGUUCGAACAUCUCCAGAAAAUUUCUUGCUGAGUACGGAGAUUGUUUGUUCUCAAGAUGUUCCAGGAUUCGGCAUUGUGCGUCUGCAGUGGGAGCCGGUAGGGACCGAGGACGAGUCAGGGGCUGAUUUAGCCGUGACUGAUGUGUUGGAGCUUGGGAGAGCUUCAACGAGCCUUUCAGUUGUCUGAUGAGAGGGCCGCUGCAACAGAAGAACUGAGGAAGAUUACUCGACGUACAGGCGAUCGUGGCGGAUGGCAGUUGAUGAUUAUCAAGCCUCCAAGUGGGAGAAUGUUGGGUUUGUGGAGGCUUGGGCUUGUCUUGUUGGCCCGGCCCAUGUGAUGUAACCCUAGGUUGUUUUCCUCCUAUAUAUUGAGCCUUGUACUUGUAAUUCCGGUAGACACCACAAGUGAAAUAAGAAAAUCCUCCUGUUGUA